CAUGUGUCGGACUCUAGAGGAGUCCGUGCUUCAACGGUCAUGAACCUCAAGGUACGUCACUGUAAUGCCCCCCACUGCUUUAACUCGAGUCCGUUUUUUUUCACACAAAUGCAGAACCUAAGUACAGCGUGUGCGUACAUUUGCCAUCUCGAAUUGUUGCUGUUAAUAAAAGGGAGCCUGCGCGUAGCAGUCAGCUGCUGCCGAACCAUUCAAACCGCGGAAGGUGACUGUCACUCUCCGUGAAGGGAUCUCCGCUACUGUACUGGCCUGACCCAAUGACGCCAGCGUGCAUUCCCACGUGACGAGCACCCUCGCGAGCCAAUCAACGAGCCCCCAGUCUGUGGGCCGUCCCUCUUUUACAGCUUGUCACCUUGGGCAUCGCUUUUUGCGAGCACGUGACCACAGAAGGCGCUUAGUGGCAUUUAAACAUCACCCAUUGCGCUUUCCGCCACCAAAAUAGACUCACGAAGCCAAACGGAAUCAAACGGCGAACGUCUCUAUGUCGAGUGGACGCUAUUUCCCUUCCUAACGCCGAAUGACGCUCUCCUUCGUAAUUUUUGAAUUUGCGGACUUGAUUUUUUUCCCCCCUCAUUAUUUUUGCCACCUGUAGCUAAGAGUUGGUAUUUUUAAGAAACGCGUUAUGGGAUUAUUGCGCAUCCGUGCGUAAAGGAGCGGAAACGGGGCUAAAUCCCAUUUGAGGGCGCGUAAACCUCCUGGAGUGGAAGCGGCAUGCAGGAUAGAAAGGAAUGUGCACUCACAUAGGAGAGAGGUGAUCCACAAAGAUCGCCAUUUCUCUCGUUUGUCAUAUUUCUGUGGAGGAAGAGGAGGGAAGGGAGGAAGAGGCGGAGGGGGAGAGAGAGCGCGUCGCUGAGCAGCCAUGGGCAAAGAGGAGUGUAAAACUAUGCUGGACGCCCUGAAUAAAGUGACGGCGUGCUACAGGCACCUGGUCGUGGCUCUGGGCAGUACGUCGGACUCGCAGAACUUGCGCGAGGAGCUGAAGCGGACCCGCAAAAAGGCGCAGGAACUCGCCGUGGCCAACCGGACUAAACUGACCUCUCUGCUCAAAGACAAGAGCAUCAGCAAGGAGGACCGCGCCGAGUACGAGCGGCUAUGGGUGCUCUUCUCCAGCAGCAUGGAUCUACUGGAGGUGGACAUGAAGCGCUCGCUGGAGAUAGGCCAGGACUUCCCCCUCAAGGUGCCCACCAGGCACCUGAUCCAGACUGGCAUGACGGGGAGCACCAGCACGGUGGCGGCGCGCGCCAUGAGCGUGCAGAACAUGAAGUACGAGGCAGACAGCAACAUCGACACGGCCGACCUGCGGGACCUGCAGGCCGAGAUCGGCCAGGUGAGUCAGAUGAUGGAGGAGAUGGAAAUGAAGGUGCAGGUGGCGCCGUGGGCCGUGGAAGCCAAGCAGGAGGCAGGCGCAGAGCUCAAGUCCAACAUGAGCGUGGGAAAUUCCUCCGUGGGCAUCAUCUCCAUCUGUGAGGAGGAACCCAAGGACGAGGAAGGCGGGGGUGGCGGGGACGCGGGCUUCGCGUCCAUCUGCGCCGUGGUGGUCUUCUUUGUCAUUGUGACUGUGGCGGUGGUGCUUGGAUAUCUGGUCAUCAACAUGUCCUGAACAACUGCCCGUCCCUGGAGGGGUUGAGUCAGGGUGGGGGAGGGGGGGGUGCCUAAUUGAAAAAAAGUUCAGCCCUAAAGAGCAGUGGUGUAACUGGCACUAAAAAAUGCCACUUAACUACAGUACAGUAACUCUCUUACUGUCGUGGUGUGCUGUUUAAAAAGUUCAGUUCUCAAUGUUAUGAAUAAUUUGUGAUUCAUGUUUAGCUACUUCCACUAUAAGCAAUGUAGGAGAUAAUACAAGGCCGCAGAAAGAGAGAGAGAGAGAGAGAGAGAACUACAACAGGAGAGAAUGGCGGUCAGGCACAUUUGGAAGUAAAGUACUUUUUAGGGUCCGGAGGUUAUUUAUUUUUGGAGAAGGGAAUUUGAAAGAAAAAAAAUAAAAAAACAUGUGUAGUGUAGAGUCGAAGAUAUAUUUAUUGUCCCUGUGGGGCAGUUUUCUUAGCCGCACAAUUGCAAGGAACUUCAUGGCAGGUCAUUAGACAUACCACACAAACUGAAGUCCAUUCAUUAGACACUACCAAAACAUACCUCACACAAUACAGGACACUAUGCACCCUUGGAGAUCUUUUUCAAUUGACUGAAUGCUUUUAAGGCUUGUGGCACAGGAGAGAAUUUGGGUCUGCACUUGGCCAGAGGGGGGUGAUGGCAACAGUAUUCAAAAAACGAUGUCAGAGGGUGUGUAUAACACAUUCGAUGUUAUUUGCCUUUCUCGUCAGUCUGUCUUCAUAAAUGUGUUCAAUGCUGUAAUGGAAGGCAGUAUCUGGCCAUCAGCGACACGUAAUCCAAGUGGAUUAGCGAGAGAGCUCAUGUAGCCUGACUACUAUUCCUCUUUGACGCUAGAUGAUGUUUCACAUUUAGACUUGUUUCAAGCAAAUGCGGCCAUCUGAUCGAGGGAAAAGCACGACAGGCAAAACUUCGCUCUUCAUGGGCUGGAUGUGAUUUAAUGGGCACCAUUCCGUAGUGUAGCUAGUUGGCAUGAAGCCAGAUUGUUGUGCAUCAAAUCACAAUGCUAUGCUAAUGCUAUCAAAUGGUGGGUGGGUGAAAAGGGGUCCUUAACAAGAUGGCCAAAAUUUUUAAGUAACACACCAGUUCACUGUUAAGCUUGUGCUUCUUUUCAGGGUUGAAUGUAUAUACAGUAUUGCAACAUGUGUAUGUAUAUACGGUACAUGAAUAUAUAUGAAUAGAGGUUUUGUACAGUCAUCUGUCAGAUAAUGUACAUACAAUCAGGUAUAUUUAUUAUAAUAAAAACAAUUCAAAAAGCACACUUAGCAGAAGUCCUUGCAUGUAUUCUGUCUUGUGCAAUUCAAUCAUUUGAGAUAAUCAUCUUGGUUUUUAAAAGUGCCAAAUGUCAAGUCUCGACGUUGUAAGUGCUGCAAAGCUGAAGGGAUUUUAAGCAGACGAUUAUUACUUGGGACAUAACCACCUUAAGGUUAAAUGCUGUUCAAUUUUCCAAUGGAGAUGCUUGAUCUGCCUGGCUAAUGGUUUUACUUCUAAGAGUAUUUGUGUAUUCCUAGAAUAGCCCAGGAGAUGUUAAGGCCCUGAGGCUCCAAGGAGGGGUUUGGUGUAAGUAGUGCACUGCGACGCCAAUGAAUUCAAAUCCAACCACUAAAGGCUAGUAGGAAGCUGAAAGUGGAUACGUG
Molecule: messenger RNA, 3260 nt
Organism: Hippocampus comes (tiger tail seahorse)
Lineage: Eukaryota; Metazoa; Chordata; Actinopteri; Syngnathiformes; Syngnathidae
Product: regulator of G protein signaling 9 binding protein
Exons: 1
Coding region: 878-1618 (246 amino acids)
Source: RefSeq, a predicted model, not a curated record